AUGAAGCUGCAAGACUUCGUUAAAUACCUUGUUUGCAUCUCGGCGAUAAAUUUGGGGACAACUCACUGCAACGUCAUCGAUUCUUCCAUAGAAAAUUGGGCUGGCCUCAGACAUGAACGCGGCGUUCUGGACUUGCUUUUCGGGAGAUUCCGGACUUGUGGCGCCUGCUUAUGCGGCAGAACAAAUCGUAAAGCAGCGCGAUUAUUGGGCGGUGAGAAUACGGAAUCCCACGAGUUCCCCUGGCUCGCUAAUAUUCACACAAGCUCCGGAUUAUUAGUUAGCGGAGUGCUGAUAAACGAUCGUUACGUCAUGACAGCAGCUAGCGAGCUAGUUGGAGCAACCGCACCAGAAAUAAAAGUAUCUUUGGGAGAAUACGACCGAUGUACGUUUGACAUUUCGUCGGUGAAUAUUAGUGUCGAAUCCAUAAUUUUGCAUCCAGAGUUCAAUCCGGAUGCACAUUCUCAGGAUUUGGCUUUAAUUCGUCUAAGUCGGCCGACCAAAUUCGAGAAGAGGAUAUCACCGAUAUGCCUACCCAACCCAGGAUCGACCUAUCUUGGCCAAGUUGGCACUUUAGUAGGUUGGACCGUACGCAAACUCAACGACAGCGGCGACAUUCGAACGUGUAGACCGCGAAAACUGGGACUUCCUAUUUUAGGAUAUAACGAAUGUAUUAAGUCAGGAAUAAAUUCGAUGAAUUUUAACGACGAUUACGGAUGCAUUGGCAUUGUUGGUACAAAUUCUCUUGUGUGCGAGAAUGACGUCGGAUCUUCUUUGCAAUAUCGUUCAUACGCUGGAAUUUAUGACCUCAUUGGUAUUAUUCCAAACGUGAAUAAAUGCGACAAUACUCCUGGACCAACUGUCUUUACGAGAGUGGGGUCUCGACUUGAUUGGAUACUACAGCACACUAAAGAUGCGUGUUACUGUACAAAAUGAUAACAAUCGAUCCCGCGAUAAUGUUGCCAGAAUAUUAUUAUCUAAUAUCGAAGUAUUCAUUGUUAUUCAUUGUUAUUAUUAUCUCCACCGCUACAUUUUAGAAAGCACGCGAAAUAGUCUUUAUUGCCGAGUUGCA
Dinoponera quadriceps is the source of this 1069-nucleotide messenger RNA. Its product is annotated as vitamin K-dependent protein C-like. Lineage: Eukaryota; Metazoa; Arthropoda; Insecta; Hymenoptera; Formicidae. Bases 1 to 933 code for a protein of 310 amino acids. Gene Ontology annotation, molecular function: serine-type endopeptidase activity. The record is from RefSeq and is a predicted model, not a curated record. The transcript is spliced from 7 exons. Gene Ontology annotation, biological process: proteolysis.